AUGUCAUCCACUGAAGCCAGAUAUCCAACUUAUACAAAGUUUCAAAAUAAUAACAAUAAUAGUAAUAACACUACUUCUUCAAAUAAAUCAUUCAUAAACAAUUCAAGAUUUUCAGCCAUUAAUUCUAAAUUAUCAAGUUAUGUUAAUUCAUCAUCAUCAUUGGUUUCACCACCAUCUUCAAAUAAUAAUUCUUCAAAUAUAACUGAUACUGAAUCAAUUACUUCAUAUGAAACAAAUAAUUCAACAAUUGCGACUACUAUAAAUAAUAAUAAUAAUUCACCUACAGAAAAAAGUAAUAAUAAAAUUAAACGUACUUUUUCAUUUGAUGAAUUUUCUUUAGAUAAGAGUCAUGAUAAUUACGAUUAUAAUUCUUCAUAUCAAUUGAAGAAAACAGAUACAAGAUUUUCAAUAGAUUCUUAUGUAGUUGAUAAAACAAAUCAAUUUAAAAUUGAAUUGAAUUUAAAACAAUCAGAAAUUGAUUUAAUUAGAUAUACAUGGAAUAAAAUGUUACUUGAAGAAAAUCAAUCAAAUAAUAAUUUACCAGGGUCAUAUAAUAUUAAAAAAAAACCAAUAAAUUCAACAACUUCAUCAAUUGCAACUAGUUUAUUUUGUAGACAAUUUUAUGCAAAUUUAUUAUCAAAAGAUUCAAAUUUAGAAAAAUUAUUUCCAUCAAUUAAACAUCAAGCUGUUAGUUUUGCUGGUGUAUUAAAUUUAACAAUUAGUCAAUUGGAAAAUUUAUCUGUUCUUGAUGAAUAUUUUGAAAAAUUGGGUAAAAGACAUUCAAGAAUUUUAAAUAUUGAACCUGUAAAUUUUGAAUUAAUGGGUGAAGCUUUAAUUCAAACAUUUCAUGAAAGGUUUGGAAGUAUUAGAUUUAAUCAACAAUUGGAAUUAUUAUGGAUUAAAUUAUAUUUAUAUAUGUCAAAUACAAUUUUACAAUUUGGUAUUGAUCCAAGUUUAAAAUUACAAAGAAUUGAAUCAAAUAAUUCCAGUUUUCAAAUUGAUAAAAAUUCAAGUAUAUUUACUUUUGAUAAUAUUAAUAAUAAUCAACCACAAAUGAUAAAUCAUACUAUUUCAAAUACUUCAGUACCUUCAGAAGAUCAACAAUCAAUCAAAACAUCAAAUCAUGAAUCAACAACAACUAUUAAAAAAUCUUUAUUAUCAAAUAUGUUAUCUUCUCAUUCAUCAAUUUCAAGUAAGAGAAUAAGUUCUGAUAAUUCAAUGAAAAAUAACACUAGUGUAUCGAAUGAAAAGACUAGUAAAAUACCUAAUAAGAAGUUUAGCAAAAUAAAGAAAGGCAAAGACAAUUGUGUAAUUAUGUAA
Insectozyma verbasci is the source of this 1320-nucleotide messenger RNA. Lineage: Eukaryota; Fungi; Ascomycota; Pichiomycetes; Serinales; Debaryomycetaceae. The record is from the annotation of a GenBank genome assembly.